Arachis ipaensis is the source of this 798-nucleotide messenger RNA. Lineage: Eukaryota; Viridiplantae; Streptophyta; Magnoliopsida; Fabales; Fabaceae. The record is from RefSeq and is a predicted model, not a curated record.
AUGGAUAUGCCAAAGCAAAAGAGAUACAAGAAUCUACUUAAAGUAGCAAAUGCUGCAAAUUCUUCACAAGACAAGUCGGCAAUAGCUGCAAAUGCAUCCCAAGACAAGUUGGCAGCUGCAAAUUCAUCCCGAGACAAGUUGGCUGCAACUGCAAAUUCAUUCCGAGACAAAUCAGUAACUACUACAUCUAAAAAUUCAUCUCAUGACAAGUCAAUAGCUACUAGAAAUGCUUCACUAGAGAAAUCAGCAACUGCUACAUCUAGAAAUUCAUCUUCAUCACAGACCUUGUAUUAUUCCAAGCCAUCAUCAAUUGCUCCAACUACUUCUGAGCAUCCACCCGAAGCUAGACAUAAAUGCGGACGUGAGUCUAAGCAUUAUUGGACUAUUGAUGCCAUAGAUGAAUACGAAGUUAGUACACGCCUUCAUUUAUUAUUGAAGGAUGUGCAUAAUUUUCCAGAAGGUUUGCACAUAGUUGUCAAUUUUGAUAAACUACAUGCAACAAUAGGAGAAGCAAUUGGACUCCUUACAGGAGUUUGUGGGCAAUUGGCUACUGAUUGUGUAGCAUUUCCAAUCAAUUUUGAAAAGUGGUUAGCCAUUCUAGAGAGUAAAACCGAGAUCAUAAAUAAUGCACAAGAAGAUAUUGCUCCUUAUCAAUGGACUUUACUCGUAGAAUAUCGUCUUAAACCUGAAACUCAGGUCCCAGCGUGUGACUUCAUUAUUGAAGUACGUGACUCGCAAUUUUUGGGGCUCUUUGGCCUAAUUUUGGGAGUUACUGAAGCUAAAUUGAGGGCUAUAUGA